GUUGCAGGCUGCAGUGCUCAACUACAACUACAACAACAACAGACGAAAAGAAGGCAACACUAGCUAGCUAACGUUAGCUAGCCCCACACCAUCAUGUAUUUCUGUUAGCCUGUGGUGCUCGCCAGCCUUGCUGCAGUGGAGCCAAACUGAGUAAGUUGUCGAGUAACUAGACUGUAGUUAGUUAAAACGAUAGUCAAGAUAGGCCUUACUUCUCUGAGAGUUGUUUAUAGAAAUGCCGGUCGAGCUAACAUUUUAAUGCUAAGAAAUGUCAGCUAGCAAGCUACGCUAGCUAACGUUAUAGCUAGCUAACCAGUUUAACUAUAACUAAUGUAUGUUUUUCUAGCCAUCACUGAUAUGAUAACAUCAAUAGUUACAAACGGUCUAAUUGACAAUCGAUUAUAGGCUAUCUAGCAGCUGAACUCCUCAAUCGUCUGCAUCAUAUACCGGUUUCAUCUGAUAUGACUUGGCCAGCUAGCUAGUUAGCUAUCAUUAGUUAGCUAGUUAGCUGUCGACAUUAGCCACAAAAUGUAUGACAAUACUAAGGCUAGCUAGUUAGCAAGCUAAGUAAUGUAGCUAGAGUAUUUCACCAUGGAAAUUGCAUUUGUCUCUUGAAUUUCAUGAGAUCAUUCAUGUGUCAUAUGUUUUGGACUUUGCAAACUGCUCACAUCAUCAGACUGCCGAAUAAGCCAUGUCAUGUAAUAUGUGUGUCACCCUUUCAAGUGCUUAAAUCCACAUGUCAUCCCAGCAUGUGAUUUCAGCUUUGGGAAUGGGAUGUCAGACUUAUGUAAGCUUAAACUAUUAGUGUUAUAUACAAGCCUACAUCUUGCCAGUCUGUUUGCUAGCUAGUGAGUUUGUCUGUAUUAACUUACAUAAUCCCUGUGCUACAAGAUCAGACAUUAAAUAGUUGCUUGCUAGGCCUAAUUAGGCUUAUUCUUCACUUCUAAUUUCCUUUCGUUUUCAGAUCAGCCACCCAUUCCUAUGGAGAUAGAAGAGACCUGGGCUCAUGAGGAUUGCUGGGCUCACACUGAGUGGGAUACCCACCAACGACAGCAGCAGGCACAGGAGUACAGAUCACACCAGUACCUCCACUGUGGUAAGAGCAGAUGUCUUGAUACCUGCACAGUUCACAUAAAUUAGGCUAAUCUCCCAGAGAUGUCAUCUAACCAUGUUUAUAACUCUUCAAUUCUCUGUACAGUACUCAGAAUUCUUGUGUACUUCGUAUUACAUACGAAUAUGAAGUUUGGUCAGACAUGUGGCUACUGUCCCUCACUGAGUGAUGUCUUUUUGUGGUUCUGUUGGCUCUGUAGAAAGAAGAGUUUUACCAAUCAGCGCUUUUUAUCAGUACUCUAAUGGGUUGUCUGGUCUCUGAAUAGGGUGAAUUGGGCUGAAUUGUUGUGACAAUGACAUUGUGUGUGGGAGUAGGUUGGAGAUCUGACUGGGCUGGGCUAGGCUGUAGUGGGGCUAGGCAGGCGUCAGACUUCUCAGCUCCACAGGAAGUCUGUCUGUUUUUAUCUGUCUUCCUCACUGAACACAGGCAGCGACAGAUAGCCAACUCCCAGUCUUGUGGGAGUGAGUGAGGAGGGCAGGGAUGGUAGCCUAUAUUCUCAGGAAUAUGUUCUUUAGAAUAUGUUCCAAAAAAAAACAUUGCAAGUAACAAAGUUGGCAAUAACGAACACAUGUGGAUUCUUCAAUCCUAUAGCUUUGUAUGUGCUUUAUUCUUUAUUGGCCGCUUUGCAGCAGCAUUUUUGGAACAGGUUCUAAAGAACUAAAUAACAUCUUCCUGAAAAUAAUGACCAUCCAGAGAGGAGAAGGGCCAUUAGGUGAGGGCCGGGGUACAGCCAGUGUUCCUUCCAGGGAGACAGCCAGGAGCAGGAGACACGGGGUACAGUGUUGGGCCUUCUGGGAGACAGGGGCUGGAGACAGCCAGCGCCGACUCCUCCUCUAAUGUAAACAGGAUCUCCUCCUGAAGGUCGCUGGGAGACAAUACCCUGGGUAUUAUUAUGGGAAAUGACUAAGAAUAGAGAACAAGAGAGUAAGGUGGCUGUCGUUCCUGUGGUUUGUGUUUGGACUAGACGAGCCAAAACUGAAGAAGUGUUACGGUGGUGAAGAUAAUGUUCUUGGAGAGAGUGGCACGCGAGUGAAAGAGGGGGGCACAUGGUAAAAUGUCAGAGGUUUAUCAGUCUGUCUAUCUUCAUGGUCGUUUUUAAGUAUUGGAGUUGAAGGCUUAAAUAGAGAAGACAUAUUUUGUAAGCUGUUCAUAAAUGGAGACACAAGUGGAGACUUAAUGUUCUACUGUAUUUUAUUCCAGAUAUUGUAAGUAGUAUUUAUUUUACUUUAAAAUGUGGAAUAUUGGGCAUAUAGGAAAGCUAGACUACAUCUUUUUUUCUGUUAGUUUAGAUUUUCUGUCACUUGUGCCUCCUAUCUAUUCUGGAAUGUUUUAAUUUCUGAUUCACAAUGAUCUGCCAAAUACCUUCCCCAGAGCUUUUGUUAUACAUUAAUCUCACUACACUGUUCUUCUCACCGCAUGUAAACACCAACAUUUUACCUCUUGUAUUUGCCAGCUAGGAUCAUGGCCUGCUCUCUGUGUUUCUUUCUUCAUAUUUUAAGUGAUUUACAAGUGAUUUACACACUUAAAUUACUAAUCUGAUUAAUUCGAUUACUGCUAAACUGACUUUGAUCUUCUGAGACAUGGUGUGUGUUUACCAGGGUAAUACAAAUUAGUGAUGGGGGGGGGGGGGAUUGAUACAGUGAAAUAUCGCAAUAUUAUUUUGGAUUAUAUUAUAUCAAUACUUUGACUCCAAGUAUUGAUUUGUAUUUUUGUUGUUGUUAGGUAGCGCUAGUCGGCUGUACCUGCACCAAAACUCUGGUAUUUUUCAUCCUAUAGCUUGUUCUCAUCUUUUUAAAUAGUGAGCCAACAUGAUUUCAGCACUUUUAUUUCCCUGACUGAUCAAGACUCAUUUUCUCAUGCUUUCUCUCGUCUCUCUGCAUCAGCCAUAUAGUGAGCAAUAUGUUUGGAACAUCAAAUCGCAAUAACAUCGCAAUAUUGAAUCGUGAGAAUCGCAAUAUAUAUCUUAUCGGCACCAAAGUAUCACGAUAAUAUAGUAUCGGGAGGUCCCUGGCAAUUCCCAGCCUAACACGCACGCACACACACACACACACUGCCAGCCCUAAUGAAAAUGCUGUCCCAAUACCUGCCCAAUGGGAGCUAGAUUAACUGGACCGGUUUAACAAUGGUGAAAUCAAUAGCAAACCAGCCAAUAUAAUGCAUCAGAGAUUCAGGUGUCAGAACAUGCAUGCGAUAGUCGGUCUAUUUCAUUACUACAUAUUUUCAAAUGAAUCAUCUGGUAGCCUAUUAUCUGAUGCAUGACCCUGUUAGCAUUGCUGCCAUUGAUUCAGAGGGGUUGGGUUAAAUGCGGAAGACCUAUUUGGGUUGAAUGCGUUCAGUUGUGCAGCUGACCAGGUAUCCCCCUUUCCCUUUCCUGUUGCUGUCAGUACAGAAUAUGUGUUACACAUCACAUUCAUUCGACAUAGGAUGCUUGUUUUUUUUGUUCAUAGAGUGCCAGAGGCAAGAGCUAUGGUAGUCUUCAUUUGAUUUGAGUGUUAAAUGAAGACAGGAAUGGCUGUUACUAAUUGCAGUAGCUAAUCUAUAUGUUCCGGAUGCCAUUAUCUUUUUAUGGCAUAAAAGGGCGUUCCCUAUUUUAAUGUAAUAGACAAUUUAUUAGUGGCACCAUUAUUUUAUUGGAGCUGAAGGCCCCCAUUUUUGAAAUGCCAAGUAUUUCAGAAAGCUUAUUGCUCUUAUGCAAUUUGAUCAUAAAAAAACGUUGAAUUUGAAAUUAUGAAACAUACUGUCUGUCAUAGUAAGGGUGGCAGGUAGCCUAGCAGUUAAAGCGUUGGGCCAAUAACCGAAACGUCGCCAGUUCGAAUCCCCAAUUCGACAAGGUGAAAAAUCCGUCUGUGCCUUUUGAGCAAGGCACUUAACCCUAAUUGCUCCAGGGUCGCCAUUGAUAAUAGCAGACCCUGGCCAUGACCCAACUCUCGUAGGGUGUCUCAGGGGGAGUUGGGAUAUGCAAAAACAUAUUUCCAAUUCACACAUGCGUGUAAUACAUACUUUUACAUGUGUGAAACAGGACAAAUUUAAGCACCCACCUAAUUAUUAUUACUAUUAACUCUCCUCUUCCCAGAUAAACCAUGAUCCCCAUCACUGAGCUGCGUUACUUUGUAGACUGUCAGCCGGCCUACCGUAUCCUGAAGCCAUGGUGGGACGUCUUCACUGACUACAUCUCCAUAGUCAUGCUGAUGAUCGCCGUGUUCGGGGGAACGCUGCAGGUCCGUGAGAGGACAUUCCCUUUUUUUUUUAGCUUGUUUUUGUUCAGCUUCUGUUACAAAUCAUUUAAAAGUGUAAUUUGUCAUAUGCACGGGAUACAGCGUAGUAUAUACACACACACACUACAAUGAAAUGCUUACUUUACUAUUGUCGAUGUGCCUAAAAUGCUCUCGUUUCACUCUUUAGGUCACCCAGGACAAGAUGAUCUGCCUACCCUGCAAGUGGGUGGUCAACCAGACCUGCAGGAGGCAUUUCAACGCCACCCAGUCGGCCCCGCUGUUGUUGGAGCCCAAAGGGAUCCAAUACAACCUGGAUCGCCACCAGUACAACUACGUAGACGCCGUGUGCUACGAGAACCGCCUGCACUGGUUCGCCAAGUACUUCCCCUACCUGGUGCUACUUCAUACCCUCAUUUUCCUGGCCUGCAGUAACUUCUGGUUCAAGUUCCCCCGGACUAGUUCCAAACUGGAGCACUUUGUGUCCAUCUUACUCAAGUGUUUUGACUCUCCCUGGACCACCAGGGCCCUGUCUGAGACAGUGGUGGAGGAGCGCGACCCCAAGCCCCACAAGAUGAACGGCUCCAUGGAUAAGAAGGCGUCAUGUGUCAGCGAGGACGUGGAGGCCAGCGUCCCCAUGCUCCAAAAGACAAAGUCUCGCCUGGAGCAGGGGAUCGUGGACCGCACUGAGACAGGCGUCCUGGAUAAAAAAGAGGGCGAACAAGCAAAAGCUCUGUUCGAAAAGGUGAAAAAGUUCCGCCUACAUGUGGAAGAGGGAGACAUUGUGUACAGGCUCUACAUCCGACAGACUAUUAUCAAAGUCAUUAAGUUCAUUUUGAUUAUCUGCUAUACAGGGUAUUAUGUGCACAAAAUUCAGUUCAGCGUGGACUGUAGUGUGGAUAUAGAGAGCCUCACGGGGUACAGCAUGUAUCGUUGUGCCCAUCCUCUGGCCACGCUGUUUAAGAUCCUAGCCUGCGUCUACAUCAGUUUAGUGGGGGUUUACGGCUUAAUUUGCAUGUACACUCUCUGUUGGAUGCUGCGGCACUCGCUGAAGAAAUACUCCUUCGAGUCGAUACGAGAGGAGAGCAGUUACAGCGACAUACCGGACGUAAAGAACGACUUUGCUUUCAUGCUGCACAUGAUCGACCAGUACGACCCUCUGUACUCCAAACGCUUUGCCGUCUUCCUGUCCGAGGUGAGCGAGAACAAGCUGCGGCAGCUCAACCUGAACAACGAGUGGACUCUGGACAAACUGAGGCAGAGGAUCACCAAGAACUCCCAGGAGAAGCUGGAGCUGCACCUCUUCAUGCUGAGCGGCAUCCCAGACACAGUGUUUGACCUGAUGGAGCUGGAGGUAGUUUGUGUAGAGUUGGCUCUAUUCCUUGUUGUCCUUGUUGUUCCUGUGACUUGUUUUUAUCUAUUUUUGAAUGCACACACUGUACCAACCUUGUGAUUGUUGUACAUUAUAGGAAAAGUACUCGCACAUCUGAGUCGGAGGUGUGUUGGAAUAAUUACACGAUGUCUUAAAAGAAGCGAGAAACUCGCACACUGCUUUUGCCCGUGUCGCUUCAGUUUAUUGAGCUUCGAUAUCGGCCUCUCUGUCCGUAUGUAUUGUUUUUGUUAUUAUUCUAGGUGCUGAAGCUGGAGCUCAUCCCAGACAUCACCAUCCCUCCCAUCAUCGCCCAGCUGGUCAACCUGAAGGAGCUUUGGCUGUACCACACCCCGGCUAAGAUCGAGGCUCCGGCCCUGGCCUUCCUCAGGGAGAACCUCAAGUCCCUCCACAUCAAGUUCACCGACAUCAAGGAGAUCCCUCUGUGGAUCUACAGCCUGAAGAACCUGAGCGAGCUGCACUUGACAGGGAACCUGAGCGCAGAGAACAACCGAUACAUUGUUAUUGAUGGGCUACGGGAGCUGAAGAGGCUCAAGGUGCUCCGGCUGAAGAGCAACCUGACCAAGCUACCUCAGGUCUUUUUUUUUCUCUUUUUUUUCUUCCUCACUCUGUCUUUUUGUCUAGUGUUUGUUUGUGUUUCAUGUAAUUUUUUGUUUUAAUCAUUUUGUUUGUGAGAGGAGCCCCUAUCAAGCCCUGUUGGUUUUUUCCCCCUCUCCCUGCACUGUAAUGUUUCACCUUUUAUGUAUGAUGUUCUUCACCUCAGGUGGUGACUGACGUGGGGGUGCACCUCCAGAAGCUGUCAGUCAACAACGAGGGCACCAAGCUGAUGGUCCUCAACAGCCUGAAGAAGAUGGUGAACCUGACUGAACUGGAGCUGAUCCGCUGUGACCUGGAACGCAUCCCACACUCCAUCUUCAGCCUGCACAACUUGCAGGAGAUUGACCUUAAGGUUCGUUUGUCAUUGCUGUUUAUUACGCUGCGUUAGGGUUGCAAAAUUCUGUUCACUUUCCCAAAUUUCCCUGGUUUUCCAGAAGUCCUGGUCGCAGGAUGACAUUUUAUUAAGUGAUUGUAUUGUUUUUAUUAAACUUGCUGAUUUUAUUACGUAAAAUGACUUUGGUUUCCCGGACACACAUUAAGGUGGCUCUCACACCAAAUUGGUUUGGAGUGUUCUUUCCGAAUUUUGCCACUUUUCUUCCCUUAGUUCCGUUAGUUUGGACUGGUGUGAGCACUCUAUCCGCACUCGUGAGUGCACUAAACAACGCACGUGGUUCGCUCGUAAAGGGUAAUCUCGGUCUGAUUCAAUUUGUACCGUGGUGCGGUUCGCUGCCAUUGAGAAUGCAGUCCAGACCAAACACAGGAAAAUAACCAGAGUUCCGCAUUAUUAUUGGUUGUUUGACUGAGAGCAUUUGAUGAAGUGCACGCAGUACCAUAACUUGAUAUCUCUGAAACAUUCUGUGAGUAGCUGCGCAUUUAUGACCACAUCCGAUGCAGAUUGGGGGGACUGGGGCUAUACAGGGGAUAUAGGCUACUGAAUAUAGACUGUUCACGUCAAGGGUUAAAGUGGCUUUUGCGUUGUUACCUCCCGCAUGUUGUUGGAAGACCAAAGCGAAAGUAGUAUGAAGUUUGGGACAUACAAGUUAUGCUUUUGAUUAUUGAAGAUGGAUUUACCGUGAUAAUUUCUCUCCAAUAAACAAAUGACUUGCAUGAACAGGUGGUUUUGUUUAGGCAUUUUAGUUGGUUUGACAUUUUGGCAAUGUGAAACCAACUGGACCAAAUGAAAAAAUAAAAAAUGAAAAAAAUACUAUGUAACAAAUAAUCAAACUCUGAUUGGAACUAUAGCUCAGUGAAAACGUGUGUGAAAACGCCCUAAAUCUAGUCCUGGACAAAAAACCAUGCUCAAUGGAGGAUAUCCUUUGGAAUAGUUGUUUACCCCAGUACUAAACUGAAUCUGUGUCUGAGAAACUGGCCCUGUUUAUUUUGUAUUUUUUUAUGUAUGAAUAAAAUGUAUUAUUAUUGUCAUCAUUGAAGGACAACAACCUGAAGACCAUUGAGGAGAUCAUCAGCUUCCAGCACCUGCACCGGCUGGUCUGCCUUAAACUCUGGUACAACCAGAUCGCCUAUAUUCCCAUCCAGAUCGGCACCCUCAACAACCUGGAGCGUCUCUAUCUGAACAGGAACAAGAUCGAUAAUAUCCCCAGCCAGCUGUUCUACUGCCGUAAGCUGCGCUUCCUGGACCUGAGCCACAACAACCUCACCUACAUCCCAGCAGACGUCGGGUACCUGCAGAACCUUCAGUACCUGGCAGUCACCGCCAACCGAGUGAGUGCUUUCAUUUUCAUUUUUGGUUUUCUGUACAAACAUUUCUGAGGGUGUAUUCUGGAUGAGUUAUGAGGAACGUGUUGUCCGUAGCCGUGUUGACUCAUCUGAGAACUGUGAAUCAAAUCCCAUUAACACAUUGUGCAGUGUUAGUCACGUCCACCUGACACUAUAACACAUUGUGCAGUGUUAGUUACAUCCACCUGACACUAUAACACAUUGUGCAGUGUUAGUCACAUCCACCUGACACUAUAACGCAGUGUGAGUCACAUCCACCUGACACUAACACAUUGUGCAGUGUGAGUCAUGUCCACAUGACACUAUCACACAUUGUGCAGUGUUAGUCACAUCCACAUGACACUAUCACACAUUGUGCAGUAUUAGCCACGUCCACAUGACACUAUAACACAUUGUGCAGUGUUAGUCACAUCCACAUGACACUAUAACACAUUGUGCAGUGUUAGUCACGUCCACAUGACACUAUAACACAUUGUGCAGUGUUAGUCACAUCCACAUGACACUAUAACACAUUGUGCAGUGUUAGUCACAUCCACAUGACACUAUCACACAUUGUGCAGUGUUAGUCACGUCCACCUGACACUAUAACACAUUGUACACUGUUAGUCACAUCCACAUGACACUAUAACGCAGUGUGAGUCACAUCCACCUGACACUAACACAUUGUGCAGUGAGAGUCACGUCCACAUGACACUAUAACACAUUGUGCAGUGUUAGUCACAUCCACCUGACACUAUAACGCAGUGUGAGUCACAUCCACCUGACACUAACACAUUGUGCAGUGAGAGUCACGUCCACAUGACACUAUAACACAUUGUGCAGUGUUAGUCACAUCCACAUGACACUAUAACACAAUGUGCAGUGUUAGUCACAUCCACAUGACACUAUAACACAUUGUGCAGUGUGAGUCACAUCCACCUGACACUAACACAUUGUGCAGUGUUAGUCAUGUCCACCUGACACUAUAACACAUUGUACAGUGUUAGUCACAUCCACAUGACACUAUAACACAUUGUGCAGUGUUAGUCACAUCCACAUGACACUAUCACACAUUGUGCAGUGUUAGUCACAUCCACCUGACACUAUAACACAUUGUGCAGUGUUAGUCAUGUCCACAUGACACUAUAACACAUUGUGCAGUGUUAGUCACAUCCACAUGACACUAUAACACAUUGUGCAGUGUUAGUCACAUCCACAUGACACUAUCACACAUUGUGCAGUGUUAGUCACAUCCACCUGACACUAUAACACAUUGUGCAGUGUUAGUCACAUCCACCUGACACUAUAACACAUUGUGCAGUGUUAGUCACAUCCACCUGACACUAACACAUUGUGCAGUGUUAGUCACAUCCACAUGACACUAUAACACAUUGUGCAGUGUUAGUCACAUCCACAUGACACUAUAACACAUUGUGCAGUGUUAGUCACAUCCACAUGACACUAUAACACAUUGUGCAGUGUUAGUCACAUCCACAUGACACUAUCACACAUUGUGCAGUGUUAGUCACAUCCACCUGACACUAUAACACAUUGUGCAGUGUUAGUCACGUCCACCUGACACUAUAACACAUUGUGCAGUGUUAGUCACAUCCACAUGACACUAUCACACAUUGUGCAGUGUUAGUCACGUCCACAUGACACUAUCACACAUUGUGCAGUGUUAGUCACAUCCACCUGACACUAACACAUUGUGCAGUGUUAGUCACAUCCACCUGACACUAACACAUUGUGCAGUGUUAGUCAUGUCCACAUGACACUAUAACACAUUGUGCAGUGUUAGUCACGUCCACCUGACACUAUAACACAUUGUGCAGUGUUAGUCACAUCCACCUGACACUAACACAUUGUGCAGUGUUAGUCACAUCCACCUGACACUAACACAUUGUGCAGUGUUAGUCACAUCCACCUGACACUAACACAUUGUGCAAUGUUAGUCACAUCCACCUGACACUAACACAUUGUGCAGUGUUAGUCACAUCCACAUGACACUAUAACACAUUGUGCAGUGUUAGUCACAUCCACCUGACACUAACACAUUGUGCAGUGUUAGUCACGUCCACCUGACACUAUAACACAUUGUGCAGUGUUAGUCACGUCCACAUGACACUAUCACACAUUGUGCAGUGUUAGUCACGUCCACAUGACACUAUAACACAUUGUGCAGUGUUAGUCACAUCCACAUGACACUAUAACACAUUGUGCAGUGUUAGUCACAUCCACAUGACACUAUCACACAUUGUGCAGUGUUAGUCACGUCCACCUGACACUAUAACACAUUGUGCAGUGUUAGUCACAUCCACCUGACACUAACACAUUGUGCAGUGAGAGUCAUGUCCACAUGACACUAUAACACAUUGUGCAGUGUUAGUCACAUGCACAUGACACUAUCACACAUUGUGCAGUGUUAGUCACAUCCACCUGACACUAUAACACAUUGUGCAGUGUUAGUCACAUCCACCUGACACUAUAACACAUUGUGCAGUGUUAGUCACAUCCACAUGACACUAUCACACAUUGUGCAGUAUUAGCCACGUCCACCUGACACUAUAACACAUUGUACACUGUUAGUCACAUCCACCUGACACUAUCGCUCCAUCUCACUUUUUCCUCUUUUUGUUCUACCUCUUCGCCCCAUUUAGAUUGAGACCCUGCCCAACGAGCUGUUCCAGUGUAAGAAGCUCCGUACUCUGAACCUGGGAAACAACUGCCUGACGUCUCUGCCGUCGCGCUUCGGGGAGCUGACGGGCCUGACCCAGCUGGAGCUGAGGGGGAACAGGUUGGACUGUCUGCCCGUGGAGCUCGGGGAAUGCAGGCAGUUGAAAAAGACUGGUCUGGUGGUGGAAGAAGAUCUCUUCAACACCCUACCCACCGAGGUGAAGGAGCAGCUGUGGAAGGUGGACAAGGAGACUGCC
Messenger RNA from Coregonus sp. 'balchen', 10956 nucleotides. NCBI's taxonomy places the organism in Eukaryota, Metazoa, Chordata, Actinopteri, Salmoniformes, Salmonidae. The record is from the annotation of a GenBank genome assembly.